Protopolystoma xenopodis is the source of this 402-nucleotide messenger RNA. NCBI's taxonomy places the organism in Eukaryota, Metazoa, Platyhelminthes, Monogenea, Polystomatidea, Polystomatidae. The record is from the annotation of a GenBank genome assembly.
AUGCAAGCGUCUCCACUUACAGACAUCUCCGAAAUAGCUGAAAAAGCGCGAGGCCAAAACAGCAAUCCCCAUCUUCGCCCGGCCUGCCAAUGUCUCGUCUCCCCUCAGGCCUUCACACCUCUCCCUACCCCAUUUUGCCCCAUCGGUCGCUUCUGCCCCAGACACGGCCAAGCCUCGAGCCCUCGAUUCCUCCGCUCCUCCGCUCCUCCGUCAACCACCCGCCCGCCACCUGCCCCGACGGCUCCAGUCUCGUCUUCUCCGGCGCCCACCCGGAAAGCCCAACCACGAUCAAAAGAUGCACCGACAACCGAAGAGGCAGACGGACGGCUUGUCGGAUCGUCUUGUCGCGGGGGCAACUCGGCCGAUUGUCGUCGGGACGCCGUUGGACCCGAGGGAGUGUAG